Molecule: messenger RNA, 1434 nt
Organism: Drosophila novamexicana
Lineage: Eukaryota; Metazoa; Arthropoda; Insecta; Diptera; Drosophilidae
Product: serine protease inhibitor 42Dd-like
Exons: 1
Coding region: 101-1303 (400 amino acids)
Molecular function (GO): serine-type endopeptidase inhibitor activity
Source: RefSeq, a predicted model, not a curated record
UUUUCACAUGUAUAGUUUGUGUUUUAUUCCAAUAUAUUUACACUUAUUUUAAUUCGAUGUUAGAGGGUUACACGACCUAUUAAUGACAAUCUAAUUUAAUAUGGACGAAAAUGAUGGAACCAAAACUUUCUUCAGUGUCUUAAGCGCAUUCUCAAGUAAUCUUUUCAAUCGAUUGUUUACCUUCAAUCCCGGUAAGAAUCUCAUAUGCGCACCCCUCGCCAUACAUACCUGCCUGGGAAUGUUGCGAUUGGGCGCUGAGGACGAGACUACGACUGCCCAGGAGUUAGACAAUAGAGUUGGGUUUACCUCUAUACAUGGGACGGAGAUAGCCGAGGAUUUUCAUAAUACUUUGAGCUCUUAUCAGGAGUCCAGCGUGCUGCACAUGGCCUACAAAAUAUACCUAAUGCACAACUAUGAGAUACGUCAGGAGUUUCACAAUAUGCUGACUGAGAACUUCCAUUCGGAGCCCGAGCUUAUUAACUUUUCUGAGAAUAUAGAUGCUGCAAACACCAUAAACGAGUGGGUUGACACCAAGAUGAAUCAUCUAAUCAAGGAUGAGGUCAGUCCGGAGAUCCUUGACGAUAGCACCCGCAUGGUUCUCAUCAGUGCGGCCCACUUCAAGGCCGAGUGGAGUAAACGAUUCGAGCCGAAGGCAACACGCAGAGAAUUCUUCCACAUGGAUGACUGGAACAAAGUCAAAGUGCACAUGAUGAAUGUUUUUCAUGAAUACUACUACGCCGAAUUGAAGGACCUCGAUGCGAAAGUUCUGCGUUUAACAUUUAGAAAUACAGAACUACAAAUGCUUAUAAUUUUGCCCAACCGGAAAAUGGGUCUGGAGAAUCUAUUGAAAAUAUUAUCUAGAAAAUCUCUGCAGAAUAUUAUUGCAAUGCUUGCCCUAAGGCGAGUCAAUAUAAAGUUGCCAAAAUUUUCAACGGAAUUCGAACAGGAACUGACGCCCCUUUUCAUAGAGUUAGGAGUGAAAAGGGUUUUCAUUGACAAAGCCGAACUCGGCAAAAUGUUGGAAACGAAUCAAGUGCUAAAAGUCUCUAAAAUUCUCCACAAAGCAUACAUCGAGUUCAACGAAGAAGGCAACGAGGUAGAGCCCUUGGGCGAACCGGUUGUGCCUAUUGUCAGGGGCAAACCACGAAAUCCGCUCCCGCCCGUCAAUUUUUUUGCGGAUCAUCCCUUCUAUUAUGCCAUCUAUGAUGAAAGCCAUGGUCCACUCAUUGCAGGUGGCUUCCAAGUACCAACGCCUGCCGGUUGUAUUGAUAAUCCAAAGAAGCCCUGCUCUUGCGAGAGAUGAGACAAUAAAUUCUAUAGGGAACUAUACCGAACAUAUAUCAUAUCAGUUAAUGAUUAUUAUAGGUAGUGUAUAGGCGUGUAACCCCAUUAAUAAAGAUCUAAAUUUGUUAAAAUUUAGUGUGAAAUAAACGC